GGAUCCAGGGUGAAAUUGAAACGCGUCCUCCUCUCGACAGGGCUGCUCUCACUUAAGACCCAAGAGCUUAUUCCGUCGCUGAUCAUUGGGAUGUCAAUACAUAACACUCGUUCGUCUCCCAGAAGAGCCGCCAUUUCUUCUCCUUUGUUGAUUUUUUUUCGCUCGCAGUUUGAGCUCUUACCUUGUUUCUUUUCUUUUCUUUUCUUUUUUUUUUGUUUGGUCAUUGAACCAGAUACCCUAAGCCCGUGUGCAAAAUGAGACUAGAGCCCUUGGGUUGGCCGACAGCGGUUUUGGCCUUUGCAUCGAGCGUUCUGGGCAACAGCAUUCAAUUCAGUCCUGGAGGCCGAGCUUCUGGGUUGAGCUUCCGUGUCAACGUUCCAACAUCUACGGCUUCCUCAAGAUCAGGCCCAAUUUACUUUCAAAUUUCAGCCCCGAACGAUGUCCAAUGGGUUGGCCUAGGCCAAGGAGCCGGCAUGGACGGUGCCAACGUUUUCAUGCUUUAUUCCGCAUCCUCCACAAAUGUGACGCUGUCGCCGAGGUUAGCCGCGGGCUACUUCGAACCUGAAGUGAAUCCGGAUGCCAAAAUUUCGCUCCUCGAAGGCACGGGGAUCUCAGACGGCAGGAUGGUUGCAAAUGUCAGAUGUGACACCUGCAUGUCGUGGGAAGGAGGGAUGAUGGAUCCUACAGAUACUGCUAGCCCAUGGAUAUGGGGUCUGAAAAUGGGAUCCUCCAUUGAUUCGUCGGAUACUGACGAAGACCUCCAACAACAUGAUGUUAUGGGCACGUUCACUCUUGAUCUGACAAGGGCUGUCGGCGGCAGCUCCGACAAUCCGUUCCAGGAUAUCCCUUCAAAUGACCCCCCGCCCCCGACCUCCACCAAUUCCAACGGCGCCGUGCCUGUACAGGGAGGAAGAUCAGCAAUCGAAAUUAAACGCAUCGCUCACGGAUUGAUUAUGUCUAUCGUCGUUGUGGUCCUAUUCCCUCUUUUCGCGCUGAGUCUUCAAGUUAUCCCCUCCAGAGCCACCGUCCCAUAUAUCCAUGCGCCACUCCAACUGGUCGCACUAUGUUUGGCAAUCGCAGGUUUUGGCAUCGGAAUCUCUUUGGCAUUGGAUCUAGGGGUUAUAUCUGGUUAUCAUCCGGUUAUAGGCCUUAUCAUGAUAGGAAGUUUGAUCCUUUUCCAGCCCGCUCUCGGUCUACUCCAGCAUAUGCAUUUUCGAAAGACAGGCGAAAGGAGUUCCUUUGGUGAUCUUCACCGAUGGGGUGGUCGACUUUUGAUUGUCUUGGGCAUCGUCAAUGGCGGUCUGGGCUUCAAAUUUAGUGGAAUUGGUAAUCCCACCGUACCGAGAGCAGGUGUCAUUGCAUAUGGAGUGAUCGCGGGCGUUAUGGGCCUUGUAUAUGUCGCAAUCGUCCUGGUGAAGUCUUUGAAACAGGGAGGCAAUGCUCAAAUGAAGCCCAUUGGGUCGAAUGGCAACACGCCCCCAAAAGGUUCGGCCGAACAAAGUAUCACGCAUGAUACAUAGUUUUCUCAUACAUGCUGUUUAUUUUUUUAUAUUUUUUGUUAAUGGCAAAACUUCGUUAUCGCGCACCACUUCUGUAUAUAUUCAUGUUUUCUUUCUUCCCUAUGGAUAGAACCAUUUGUCUUAUCUAAAGCUAUUUCAAAUAGGAGUACUCCUGCGAGUAUAAUGGGUGGAGUCUGCUCGCUAGGGUUGACACAAUC
Molecule: messenger RNA, 1717 nt
Organism: Coccidioides immitis RS
Lineage: Eukaryota; Fungi; Ascomycota; Eurotiomycetes; Onygenales; Onygenaceae
Product: cellobiose dehydrogenase
Exons: 2
Coding region: 255-1520 (421 amino acids)
Source: RefSeq, a predicted model, not a curated record